Molecule: messenger RNA, 1248 nt
Organism: Bathycoccus prasinos
Lineage: Eukaryota; Viridiplantae; Chlorophyta; Mamiellophyceae; Mamiellales; Bathycoccaceae
Exons: 1
Coding region: 1-1248 (415 amino acids)
Biological process (GO): photosynthesis, light harvesting in photosystem I; response to light stimulus
Cellular component (GO): membrane
Source: RefSeq, a predicted model, not a curated record
AUGACGUCUUCUUUUACUGUUCUCGUCGGUGGUGGUGCUGUUCUUUCUGCCCCGUUUUCUUCGUCGUCGUCGUCCUCCUCCUCGAAGAGCGUUCGUCUCUCGACGCGUGCAACAACGCGCGAACGAGGACGCACACGACGACGUCUGAACAAAAUUCGUCUCGUCGCCGAUUCGAAGAAGAACGACGGCGAAGAGGAGGAAACGGAUUUUGAGAGUAAGAAAGAUGCAUGGUCGUCGUCAUCAUCGUCGUCAUCGAAAGCCAAAGACGACGACGACACCAUCGGACAACAACAACAACAAUUCAUAAUCGAAAACGUCGUCUCGUCGCCUCUCUUCUACGUCACCUUUGGCGUCGCGUUGGGCGUGGUCUUGGUCCAAAAGUUCGGCUCGAACGCGUCUUUACUCUUCUCCGCGUUACCGGUUGUUCUGUUGACGUGCGUAUCAAAAUCGGAUCUCGGCGACGGAUUGAGAGAGCAAGCGAGGAAAGCGAAAGAGGCAGACGAAGGAGGCACGGAAGGCGGGAGAGAAGGGAGGGAGAGGAUGCGAGCGUUGGCGAAAGCAAAGUUUCCAAUGUAUUUUGGAAAGGAAAGAGGACGGUGGAUGCCGCGAAAGUCUGUUUCUUUCUUCUCGGGAGGAGACUCUGAUGACGAUGCGUCGUCGUCGUUUAUGUUCCCUUCGUAUUUAGACGGGACGUUAGCGGGAGACGCGCAGUUCGAUCCUUUGCGCUUGAGCGAUACGGAGGAGAAGAGACGCAGAAACGUAGAGUUGGAGUUGUUGCACGGACGAUGGGCGAUGUUGGCGGUUGUAGGAGUGUGCGUUCCGGAGAUCUUAUCGAGAAGCGGCGCGUUAGAGCUGAGCGAACCGAUUUGGUGGAAGAUUGGAGAGAAGGUUUUGGAAGGCAUAGACGUGAAUUAUCUCGGGAUUGAGGGGUUUCACAUAGCAGGCGCGAGCGGCAUAAUUGGAAUCGCGUUUUGUCAAGCGGUUCUGAUGGGAGGUCCGGAGUACGCGAGAUACGUAGGGAUCGAGAGUCUAGAACCAGUUGGCGUAUAUUUACCGGGAGAUACGAAUUACCCGGGCGGAGGGCCGUUCGAUCCGUUUAAUUUGAGCGCGGACGCGGAGAGAGACGUGGAAUUGAGAGUAUCCGAGGUGAAACACGGACGAUUAGCGAUGAUUGCGAUGCUCGGUGUUUUCGCGCAAGCGUUCGUAACGAGAGAAGGACCGGUUGCGAACGUUUUGGAGUUUUUUUAG